CACUGAUAGUGAAGAUUGUUAUUUUGUUUACAACAAAUUGUUAAAUUGUAUUAUUAUUUUAAACAGAAAAAUGCCCAAGGAGGACUGCAAAUACGGGGAAAAGUGCUAUCAACGCAAUGAGGCCCAUCUGGCCAAGUACAACCAUCCUGACAAAACAGAUGUCAGGCAUGAGGACAAAGCAGUAAAACUGGCGCCAAAAAGAAAUGCUUCUUGCGCCGAGGAAAAGGGGAGCGAGCCCAAGCCCAACACAAGCAAUUCCAGUGCAGACAGCCAGAACAUGGAGAGUCAUGGGGAAGCCAAGGGCACCUACGAGUCGGAGACGGCCGUGCUGCACAGGGAGGCCAUGAGCAACAUAUCUGGAAAAAAUUACAUGGAAAUCAUGGAGAAGCGCAUUCGAUUUUCCGUGCAGCACGAGUAUGAUACCCUGUGCGAGUCCAAUGAGUUCAUCAGGCACAAAUUCCUUGUCGAAAUGCCGCCGGACUUCUACGAAUUCUGGAAGUUCAUCAAUACCCUCGUAGACGACACCUCGAAGUCCAAUCGCUCCGCCGUGGAGCACCUCGAGACUGCGUUUCAGCUGCAGCUGGUGGGCCCGUUCGAGUUUCUGUCGGGCACAUUUCAUCAGGCCAAGAUGGGCGAGCCCGGGGAUUACCUCAGGCAUUGGCGUUUCUACUAUGAUCCACCCGAGUUCCAGACGGUUUUUGUGCGGCGAGGCACUGGCGUGCACUACGGCUAUUGGCGGGACGUGCCGCAGGACAAGGAGAACCUGUUGAUUGCCCGCAACGACAUGGCGAGUGGCUGCGAGUUUCAGUUUGUGUCCGGAAACAUAUUCGAUGCUUUCCUCUACUACCUGGAACACGACUUUGUGAGCACGCCUUUCACUGCCAGCAAAGUGACAGCCACCAAGAAAGCAGUGCAAAAGUAUUUGGCUGAAAACUCACUGGAGCUGGCCCAGCUGGAUCGAUUGCAGCGAGAGCGGAACAAAAGCGUCGUGGCCAAGGCCUUCCACCGAGCUGGCAUCGUGGUCCCCUUCGAUCGCAAGACGCAGCUGGGCUAUCGCCCGCUCUCUGUUAGCGACGCCGAGCUCAAGAAAAUGUUGGCGCUUUUUGAGCGCAAGGAUCUCGGAGAUGGCCUUGCCAAGCAGGCUGUGCUGGAGAAGCUACAGCCAGUGGCCAACGCUGCCAUUAUCGCUGUGGACGAAAGCGAUUUUGGCACUGCCCUGGAACUGGGCAUCGACUUGUUCUGCAGCGGCCACAAAGAACUGCACAUGCUUGCCUCAUCACUGAUCGUGCCGGCCUAUUCAAUGCUCAAGCGUCCUCAGUUCAUUGCCAUCGCCAAGGCACACAUGGAGAGCCGCAGUCGCGACGUGAACUUGAGCAUGUUUGAUGUAUUGAAAUAAGUCAUGGCCAUCAUUGUAUAUUGAUUAUUGUGAAAUGUUACUACCCAAACCGCUUGAAAAAUAAAAAUCUACACCACAAUUGGAUUACAUGUAAA
Molecule: messenger RNA, 1491 nt
Organism: Drosophila subobscura
Lineage: Eukaryota; Metazoa; Arthropoda; Insecta; Diptera; Drosophilidae
Gene: Hpf1
Product: histone PARylation factor 1-like
Exons: 1
Coding region: 71-1396 (441 amino acids)
Biological process (GO): DNA damage response; regulation of protein ADP-ribosylation
Cellular component (GO): nucleus
Molecular function (GO): histone binding; poly-ADP-D-ribose binding
Source: RefSeq, a predicted model, not a curated record